Messenger RNA from Perca fluviatilis (European perch), 9179 nucleotides. RefSeq names its product leucine rich repeat containing 7 (gene lrrc7). Gene Ontology annotation, molecular function: protein binding. The record is from RefSeq and is a predicted model, not a curated record. Gene Ontology annotation, cellular component: postsynaptic density; adherens junction; postsynaptic membrane. Lineage: Eukaryota; Metazoa; Chordata; Actinopteri; Perciformes; Percidae. The coding region runs from base 587 to 5632 and encodes 1681 amino acids. Gene Ontology annotation, biological process: neurotransmitter receptor transport, endosome to postsynaptic membrane; neurotransmitter receptor transport postsynaptic membrane to endosome. The transcript is spliced from 33 exons.
UCUCUCCUCCCUCUCUCCUCUCCCUCUCUCUCACACUCUCUCACUCUCUACGGGGAUGGAUGGGAGGAGACGCUCCUGCUGAAUGUGUUCUCCCUGCAGCGGGUUUACGGUAACGGAGAAGAAGAAACAGGGCAGCGCUCUUCUCAGUCACGGAUCCGUUCCUCCGGUGUGAUUUCCCUAACCGCCCACUGACCUUUCUCUAUACCCGUGUGCCUGCAUCUUGGCUUUCUAUUUUAUUUAAUUAAAUUUUUUUUUUUACAUGGAGGCGGAGCGAGGCAUCUUGCAACAAAACUACCGACCAGAUCUGACUGAAAACGGUGUGUGUAACCGACUUGGAUUUAAACCUCACCGAAUGAUCCUAAAAUGAGUCACACUACUCGAGUUGAUGUGUUCACCUCCUCCGUUUUCUGGCCUCGGGGGUACUGAAGAUGCGGCUGGUAGCGCGCGUGCCUGUCCUGGUUUCACACCGGCUCGGUUCGUCCCGGUACUGAUCCUGUCCGGUGCUGCGGUGUCCACUCAGGAGCCACCAGAGUGAUUUAAAAAAAAUAACUAAACAAAAACGGAUCCGCUACUAGCAGCCUGACAGAUGGAUGACUACUCGACUUUACAACUGCAGUGUCUGGAAAUGACCACUAAGCGAAAGCUGAUUGGCCGGCUGGUGCCGUGCCGUUGUUUCCGCGGCGAAGAGGAAGUGAUCUCAGUGUUGGAUUACUCCCACUGCAGCCUGCAGCAAGUCCCCAAGGAAAUCUUCAGCUUCGAGAGAACUCUGGAGGAGCUCUACCUCGACGCCAACCAGAUUGAGGAACUACCCAAGCAACUCUUCAACUGCCAGGCCUUGAAGAAGCUGAGCAUGCCCGAUAACGACCUGUCCAACCUGCCCACCACCAUCGCCAGCUUGGUUAACCUCAAAGAGCUAGACAUCAGUAAAAACGGUAUCCAGGAGUUUCCCGACAAUAUAAAAUGCUGUAAAGGCCUGUCUGUGGUGGAGGCCAGUGUCAACCCUAUCACCAAACUCCCAGAUGGUUUUACGCAGCUCCUGAAUCUGACCCAGCUCUUCUUAAACGAUGCCUUCCUGGAGUAUCUGCCGGCUAACUUUGGCAGACUCUCCAAACUACGGAUCCUGGAGCUGAGAGAGAACCACCUGAAAACCAUGCCAAAGUCCAUCCACAGACUGACACAGUUAGAGAGGUUGGAUCUGGGUAGCAAUGAAUUCUCUGAAGUGCCCGAGGUGUUGGAACAGAUCCACAACCUAAAAGAGCUGUGGCUGGAUAACAACUCUCUACAGUGUAUACCAGGGGCGAUAGGAAAACUUCGUCAGUUGCGGUACUUUGACUUAGCUAAGAAUCGUAUUGAGACAUUGGACACGGAUAUUUCAGGCUGCGAGUCCUUAGAAGACCUGCUGCUCUCCUCCAACAUGCUGCAGCAACUCCCUGACUCUAUAGGAAUGUUGAAGAAGCUGACUACAUUGAAGGUAGAUGACAACCAGCUGACCUCACUGCCUAACACCAUCGGGAGUGCGAAGCCCAAGCACGGUCUGUCUUUAUUGGAGGAGUUUGACUGUAGUUGUAAUGAGUUGGAGUCUUUGCCUCCCACUAUCGGCUACCUGCACAACCUGAGGACCUUCGCUGCUGAUGAGAACUUCCUCUCAGAGCUGCCGCGGGAGAUCGGUAACUGUAAGAAUGUGACAGUAAUGUCGCUGCGGUCCAAUAAACUGGAGUUUCUUCCUGAUGAGAUCGGACAGAUGACCAAACUACGAGUCCUUAACCUCAGUGACAACAGGUUAAAGAAUCUACCGUUUACCUUUACUAAGCUGAAGGACCUGGCAGCUCUCUGGCUUUCUGACAAUCAGUCCAAGGCUCUGAUCCCACUGCAGACAGAAGCCCACCCUGAAACCAAACAGAAGGUUUUGACCAACUACAUGUUUCCUCAGCAACCGCGACAUGAUGAGGAUUACCAGUCGGACAGUGACAGCUUUAAUCCUACUCUGUGGGAGGAGCAGAGACAGCAGAGGAUGACUGUGGCCUUUGACUUCGAGGACAAGAAAGAAGAGGAAGACAACUCUGGGAAGGUCAAGGUGGAGAUAAACCUAAAGCGCUACCCAACACCCUACCCUGAGGACCUUAAGAACAUGGUCAAGUCAGUGCAAAGCCUUGUGGGUAAAAGCUUACACGCCGGACACGGGCACCAGCACCAGCACCAACACCAGCACCAGCACCAGCUCCAGCACCAGCACCAGCACCAGCUGAGCACAGGCACUGCCACCUCGGCAGGAACCAACAUGGAACACACGCACCUCAGCAAAGAACAGUACGAACAACCAUGGCCCCUGCCUCCUAAAGAGGUGACAGACAGAGAGAUGCAGGACUUCUCUCAGUCUCAGCUAAUGGAUCAGGGAUCAAUGCAUAACUCCGGCAUUGACAUUCCCAAGAGGAAGGAUAAAGAGGACCUGACGGAGAGCUCUGAGGACUCAAUGGGUGGCUCUCCCAACGAUAUCCGUAUCUCUGACAUGAGGCCCACCCUGGUGGAGCCUCCUAUGUACAAACCAAAGGUGGUGCUGCUGGGGAAGGACAAGAAAGAGUCUACAGAUGAAGAGGUGGAUAAGCUUCAUUGUCUGAACCGCAGCGGCUCCUCAGCCACCUACUCUGACUACUCUCCCUCACAGGGCUCCUCCGGCUCCUCCAACCCACCCGGCAACUCACACUCGCACUCACACUCUCACGCACACCCACACACUCCUGCCCUGCCGGCCCCAAACAAGGACCAGGCCCCUCAAACACACUGGACCAACAGACUGGCUCAGUCUUUCCCCAAACCCAUUGACUCCAAGCCCCUGCUAUCUCAGAGAGAAACCCCUCCAUCAGGAACCCUGCAGCAGCGUGGGGAUCGACGCCCACUGAGCGAGCCUUUUGAUUGGUCUGAGGCCCCUCACUAUGACAACACAGGUUUUGAUGCUGAGGAGUCUCCUCUGGACCCUCCAUCCUCUACUGGAAGUCAGGGAAACCCGCCGCUGGGCUCCAAACCCCGCAGCCAGUCAACACACGGGCGCCGCCCCCUCCUCAGGCAGGAGCGAAUCGUAGGAGUACCUCUGGAGCUGGACACUCAGACGCUGCCCUUCCACGGCAACCAACGCGCUCCGGACAAUGACCCACAAUCCGGACAUCCUUCCCAGAAUCCUUGGCAGAACUGGACCAGAACCCCCAGUCCGCUGGAGGACCGAACCGCUUUUCCCUCCAAACUGGACCUGACGCCCACCUCCAGCCCCAACCCUGACCGCAAGGACAUUGACCAAAGGCUGGAACAAGGCCCAGGCCCUUUGCCCGGCAGCUGGACGUACCACGACAAUCAGGGGGAGCAGAACAGGAAGGAUCAGCUAAGUGUCAGCGGCGGCAACAAGGUGACCGUGGUGAUGAGUAAAAGCUCAGACCGCCUGUCCCCCAUGAUGAGGGAGACAAGAUCUAAGUUUAAGAAGUCACAGAGCAUCGAUGAGAUUGACAUGGGCUCUUACAAGGUCUACAGUAUUCCUGUGGACACCUACAGUUCAUCCAUUGAGCAACAGACUAGUUUGGACCGUCAAGAUUUGCCCGGUUCUAUGGAGCAGACCAACAUGUCACGGUCACAGUCUGUCCCCAUGUUGGAUGAUGAGCUGAUGUUCCCAGGACACGGAGGCAGCAACCAGAACCAGUCGGGACAGAACCAAAAACCUGCCAUCCCACAUAAGGCCUACCACUUCGACCACAACUACAACCCCCAGGUGACCAUGGACCGUCGGGUCCCUCCCCCCUUCCCCAACACACCAGAUUAUGUCAAUCACUCAUCGAAAGCUUUGGAGUACAUCAAUCAACCAGGGAAGACAUUACCCAAGGAGUUGGUGAGCCCUCGGUAUCGUGCAUAUCCACCACUGGAGAUGUUUUCUUUCCCCCAAUCACCAAUCAACCAGGAUGGUCAGCCCAGCCAGCAUCAGCAGCCAAUCCCAUCACAGCGCUCCAGGCCAGGGUUUUUGAGGAGAGCAGAUUCAUUGGUGAGCUCUACAGAGCUCGCUUUGUUCCGUAGAGUCCAUGAAGCCCAGCAAGAGGCGCUGCAGGAAGCUCAGUACAGACAGCAGGCAGACCCCCCUCUUUAUGGUCGGGCUCUGGCCUACUCCACCCCCAUGGAGCACUCUGCUCUCACCAACAUGGCCGACAGCCAGAGCCAGAUGAUGCACAACAAGAGAAACGGUCGCUACGAUGACGAAUACCCCAGCUACCAGGAACAGAAGAAACCCAUGAUUGGUUAUCCGACCAAGAGCCUGACUCAGCGCCGCCCGCUGUCUGCCAGAAGCUACAGUACUGAGACCUACGGAGCAUCUCAGGCUCGUCCAGUCUCAGCUCGUCCCACCAUGGCCGCCCUGCUAGAGAAAAUGCCCCCUGACUACACUCUGGCAACUUGCCCUGAGAAACCAUCUGAUGACACAAUCAAAGUAAGACCUGGCGUACCACUGAAGCCUGAAGACAUCACCUCCAGGAUGCCUGCAGAUUGGAGGCAACAGCUACUUAGACACAUAGAGGCCAAACGAUUGGACAGGAGUGGUGUCCUAAAGCACAACACGCUCACGCUGGGCAUGCUCUGUCAGGGCAGGGGUCACGGCCAGGGGCGCAGCAACACUUUGAACUUUAACCUUUACAAUAACACUAAGCAUGAGCACCCUGCUGGCCGCUGGCUGCCACUACCUCCUCCUCCAUCUGCUAACGCCACCCCCUCCCAGCAGGCUGCCAUGCUGGAUAAUGACCAGGAGGGGCUGUCAGGAAGCAACCAGUGGGCUCCCUACUCGCUUGGCAGGAGGGACGUCCCACCUGACAACCUCAUGAAAAAGAGUGCCCACUCCCACAACCCUUCCCACCAAUCACACAACACCAUGACAGUCACAUCCUCUUCCUCCUCCUCGUCCACUACGCCUCAUCGUGUGGUCGUGCAGCAGGGCUACGACGGGAUGAUGAACAAAGGGGGCCAAUACCAACCGGGCAUGCCCUUGUCAGUGGUUCCCUCUGGUGGGCCGGGGCAGUACCAAAGCAACAUGCCUCAAGGCCAUCCUGCUCCUGGACAGGGUUACCCCGGCGCCGGCAUGACCAUGGCCAUGUCCCCGUCUGGGAACCAAGCCCAGUACAACCCCCAUUCCUCACACACAUCCCAUCAGCCCGCCACCAACCCUCAGUACCACGGCAAUCAGGGCAUGGUCCAUAGCAACCAGGGCAUGGUCCAUAGCAACCAGGGCAUGGUCCAUAGCAACCAGGGCAUGGUCCAUAGCAAUCAGGGCAUGGUCCAUAGCAAUCAGGUUGUCAUGACCCACACCAACCCGCGGCCUCAGAGUGCUCGUUGCCUGUUGCAGACUAAAGGCCAGAAGAGCACGGAUGGUUUCCAGGAACAGUUGUGUGUGAGAAUAGAGAAGAACCCUGGUCUUGGUUUCAGUAUCUCUGGUGGCAUCAGCGGCCAGGGGAACCCCUUCAAACCCUCCGACAUGGGUAUCUUUGUUACUAGGGUACAGCAUGACGGGCCCGCCGCCUCCACCCUGCAGCCCGGAGACAAGAUUCUGCAGCAUGACUGUGUAGCUCCUCCUCUUCUCUCUCUUUUCCCCAACAGUGAUGUGUUACUGAGAUAAUGAUGGCAGUGACCCUCCAUCCUUCCACAAACAUACACACACUCACACACAUAUAUUCAUAUGUAUGAAAAUAGUGCAGCACACAUAACUCUAUACAUACAUGCACACACACACAUGCUGUUGACUGUGCUGCGUGUUUGCCUUGCAGGCUAACGGACAUAGUUUUUUACACAUGGAGCACGAGACAGCCGUCUCUCUGCUGAAGAGUUUCCAGCGGACGGUGGACUUGGUGGUUCUGAGAGACAGCAGCACGUGCUAAAAAAAAAAAAUUAAAAAAAAAAGUUUUAUAACAAACAAACAAAUAAACACAACAACGCUUCUCUACUCUCCUCAUCGCCAUCCCAUGCCACCCUCCACCUGCCCUCCGCUGGAGGCUCGUGGAACCGAAAAAUGAGCCGCCUUUUUUACCUUUGUAGGGGAACACACAGACAUUGAUUUGCCUAUUGCUGGACCAAAGGCAAAUACUAGUGCCAAAUGUACCAUAGGAAACAUAUCGGCUCUUCUGUCUACCGGCGGUCAGGGACCUGAUCGACGGCUGGACGGACCACAGAAGGACUCUUUGAGUUCCUACAGGGCUGCUGCGGUUUGAAUUUUGUGGUCGUUAAUUAGGCAGUCAACUGAUCAGUCAGUCUGAAUAGUUAUUUUUUGUUUGGUUAGUUAGCAUUCUGGGGUCUUUUUGCUUUUUCUCCGCUGCCUUUUAUUUUGCUGUCCAUGGUAGAUUUUGAAUGAUUUGUUUGAUACAGCACAUUAUUCACUUUUCCGUCUUCAUUAGUGUUCUUCUUUGCUUUUGUUCUCUUUUCUGUUGUCCUCUAUUCUGUUCUUUUCUUUUGACUCAUAUCUUCUGUUAUUCUCUUUUGUUCACUGCCUUGUGUUUUAUUAUUUUCUGCUGUCUUCUGUUCUGCAGGUAUUAUUGCCUCCAGUGUACAGAAAUUGAAAACUUAGGACUUUCUGCCUUGUGUACAUAUAUAGAGCUGCGGUUUUCUAGAGCCACACUUUCCUUGGGGCCUGGACAGACAGCUCUUAAAGUUUAUGAUUAAUAUAAAUAGUGUUGAUAAACCACAUUUUGAAUUCUAUCUUAUGAACAUACAGGGAUUAUUUCUCCAAAUGGUCAAUUUUCUAAAGUAUACCACUGAUUUUUUUUUUUUUUUCUGUAAAGAAAACACUGUUGAUAGUUCAUUAAUGCUACUCGUUUUUUUUUGUUUUAUUUUUAAAAAAACUGUUGCUUGCACAGCUGUGCUGAAAAGAGCUAAAGCAAUACUUCUGAGGCUCGGCCCACAGUGCCAUCUAUUGAGCAAGUCAUGCUAAUGUUUACACACACUGCCAUGCCCAUGAGCUAACAGGCAAACACACAGUAGACGUAUGUGCCCCCAUACACAACACAUAUGCAAUGGUGCGCACUGUGCACUAUUCAUAAUGAAGCCCUGUCGAUACUCUAGCCUGACUUUACAAUUCAACUGCUAUAAUAAAACUCUCUCUCUCACACACACACACACACACACACACACUGUAACAUUAUUCAUAAUAUCUGUGCCAUAUUUUGAAGUCCUGUUUUCUAGUAUUGUUACAGCAUUGGUCCAUCCUUUUUUUAGCUGUUUGAGUUGUACGAUGAAAUCGCAGCAUGCUUUCAUAUCAUUGGUCAUUGUCAGCCAGCCAUUUUCUGUUUGGCUUCUAGAGUUCUCUACUCUGUAGGAGACUCUAGAUGUAUUAUACCACUGACUUUCAGUAAGACUGAUGUUCUGUAGUUGGUACCAUAUGGAUCCUCUGCCCCUCCCUGGUUGUAUCUACACAGGCCCAAAACACGAGAGCUUUACCGCUUUGUGUCCCAGAUUUGAUCUGCACACAAUGAGCGCAGUAGCGUGGCUUUAGCUAGUAGAGGAAACUGGUUUUUGACAUUUGGCCUGGCCUUCAAAUACACGUGUUAGCAAGCAUCCGCUCUGCUGAAGUAUCCAACCUCUGGCCUCCCUGCAGAAAGCAACAAGAGAAAAGAUAAUAUCCCUGCAUGAAUCAAUAAUAAUACUGUCUAAAUGGGUAAAUCUGCAGAUUUUCCCUUUUUUAGACAAUCAGGGAAAGAUCUGAACUGUGCCACAAAGGCUUUUGGCUACACUUGAAAUUUCAGAACUUUUGUAACCUGAGGAGAUGCUAAUUGACACAAGGAGUACGUGGACAUAUUUAGAUUUGCCAUCUUUGCUGGUGAAUGUUCAAAAUGAUAGGUGGAUAGGGAAAGAAAAUAAUGUCGACUCAGAUGUAGAAACUGAGAUUGCACGAGAAGUUUCUGGAGCCCGUGUCAAUGUGGUGUAAUGAGAUCUAACCUUCAUGGUCAUGCUUCAGAAGCUUUAUAAAGACAUGACAGAAGCAGCCACAGAAAAAGAGAGAAGAGGUUCAUUUUCGGUCUUCUGUAAAAUGCAACACGUGUCUUGAAGACGUUUCAUGACAGUGAGUUUUGUUUUGUUCUGCAUAACAUCUAAUGUUUCAUCCAGAGCAAAACAACAUCAUUCACUGUCCUUUGCUUUUACUUGUCAUGCUGUGCCCAUUUUGUGUCAGCCCUCUUAAUAAGCAUUAUAAUUUAGUUAAUUCAAUAUAAGGGACACAAAAUGGCACAGUUUAGACUUGUGGUUGAGAGACUUCAUCUUAACCACAGGUACCCACCCAACCCUAUUUAGAGUUUGAAAUAUCAAAGAUAUUGUGAUGAGAAAAGAGAAAAAAGUUUGAUAAUAUAAUUAUUUUUUACUACAUGUUUCAGGUAAUUCUUUCUAAAUAUAUUGAUAUACCUUAGCUUUGCUCAAAAAUUGUGAUAUUUUAUAAUAAUGACACUUAUAACAAAUGGAUGGAAGUACGCACAGUAUGACUUGGCGACCUACACAUGUACUAUCCAAAACUGUAUAAAAUGUAUUUCUACUGUAAUUGUGAAUUUGUGUUAUACAAAUAUAUAUUAUAUAUAUAUGUAUAUGACUAUGAAAACAGUCAUUUUCUAUGUGUUUAAACUACAUAAGAGCUGAACAAAUGCUGAGGACGGUGUCCCUGUACAUAGCUGUGAAUGAAAUCCAAUUUAAAAUGACUCAUAUUGAUUGUGAAUGUACUCAUGCUUUCUGCAGUACCUACACCUACCCAACUUGAAUGCUGCUUCUUCUGUUGUGUGACAAAAAGUACUUUGACCUCCGAAGAGAGAAUCGCUGUCAAGUUAUAAGUUGGACAAAUUUUAGUGACGAUUUAACAGAACUAUUUAUUUCUUUAUUUAUUUGCACAUGCAAGUUGAAAUCCUUCCAGUUUUAAGUUUGAGUAUUAAUGCGGAGAAUUGUAAUUGCAGAAGUAUAUAUAAUAUAUAUCAUGUGUUUAGAAUGCAUUUUGCAGACGCUAUCUGUACAUACUAUUUAAGAUACAGUUUUUACAAAAAAUAAUAUAUGUAUAAAAUUGAAAAAAUGCUGUGCAGCAAUUAUACUGGAGCCAUUUUGGGCUUUGGGAAGUACCAUUUUUUCAGUAUAUAAGAAGUGUUUUGAAUAAUGUACUAAAGUCUCUAUUGUACAAACAAUAAAAAUGUCACUAUUGGUAA